CGGCACAGAGCGUACGUGUUGCGUGUUUGCGUCGCGCGAUUCGUUUUGGAGAUUUUUUCUUGGAGUUUUAUUUUCAAGGAGGAAGGACCUUUCCGAAGGGGGCUUCAAGGAGAAGCAAUUUUGUGGCGUUUUAAUUGUGCGUGUACACUUUUUGGAAGCUGGGUUUUCUGUUUUUUUUUGUUUUUCGUACAAGUGAUGAGUGAAGAAUUUUUUUAAUGAGGGAAGAGAAAAAAAACCAACGGUUAGUGAGUGUGGUUUUCUGUGUGUGUCUCUGGAAGAGGUAUGACGGAAAAAUGUUUCAGUGAUGCUUGAUGCUUGAUAACGAUAAUGGUGACAAAAGAGAAUAACAAUAAAAUUUAUUUUCAACGAGAUAAAGGUCGGGUGGAAAUGCGCGGUUGCUGGCACGCAUAAGCGUUGAAAGUAUUUUUGUUUAAAUAAAUGAAGAAAAGAUUGUGAGUGUGGUGUAGCGGUUGCGAAAGUCGAAAUUCCCGAAGGAAUUUGGCCGUUUGCUGGCAAUAGUGAGUGUGGGUUUGUAGGAAGAUAAGGUGCCCGGAUGGAUGCUCGUAAUUAGUGGAAGUUGGCGAAACUGCAUCGGUGAUAAAUGUACUAAUUGCCGCAAUCAAUCUUUGAUUAAGUGGCGAUAGGCCUUUUUGCUGUGAGGGGCGAAACGUCCAAAUAAAACGGGUUUGUCGCUUCGCUCCGCGCAAGUCUCCCCCGAGUGGGAACCCGCUCAUUAGAUGCAAUCUGGCUGACAUUUCGUGCGGUGCGCGCAUUCAUGCGUCGGAGAAGAACCUCCGCAGAAGAAUUCACCGUAAUUGACAACAAUCACAAUAGAGUGUGCCCAACGAGAAGGAGGCCCAGAGAAGCCAGAAAAGGCAAAGUGUCUUGAACGCGCAGUAACGAACCCAGCGUGCGGUCUCGAUUGGUGUGAACUUAUUGUAACCAAAUACCGCAGAACCCUGAAGACCUGAACCUCUGCACAAGUCGUAGCACCUGGUCUCGUGCGAAGAAGUGUUCCGAUUGUGUGCCAAUUGUGAACCCAACGGAUCUCUCUCAGCGAAAUCUUGCCACGGACAAUCUUCCCAAGUGUUUGGCACAGCAAGUGGUACCCCGUCGUAAUUCAGCACGCAGCAUCCCAUAGCUGAGCUGGGUUUCAAGCAGAGGUCUAAGCCCAGAAGAACCUGCCAACCUGUCGGAAAACCCAAAACUAAGACAAAGUCGACCCGUGAUUACGUAAGCGACGAAUCCCUCGUACAGGUUGGCCGAGAAGAAGAUCACAAACAAUUCCGUUUGCCGAGAGACUUCGAACCUUUGAGGCUAAAAAGUUUCCAGUGCCCCUUUUUUCGGUGUGUGCCUGAUUUUUUGUUUGUUUGUUUGUGCCCAGCCCUGUGUUCGUGUCUGUGUGAACCCCUCUCGCGCGUAGAAUCGAAUCCCAAAGCGCAAGGAAGAAACGGCGCACGAAAACAUCCAGCGCGACGACGUGAAGUGACCAUCCAGCUUUGGACCCUCAAGACGAGGAGUAGUGGCGAGGCAGAGAGCCACGAAGGAAUUCGGUUGUAACGCAGCGGGAAACCUGAUUUUUUCGCCGAAGCCCACCGCAUCAAGUGAGAGGAAGAGAGAAAAGGACAGAGUGGCUGGCAGAGCGAAAAAGACGGAGACAGAGAGGGCACAGGAGUGGUAUCACUAUAAUACACAGAGAUUUUGGCAUUAAAGGAUAAAGAUUUGCCCGAAAUUGCUGCCCAUGCCACCAACCCAGCCAAAGACGACAACAUUAUAUAGGUGAAAGCUCCCGGCCCCAAUCAAGAUUGUGGACCCACCGUCAACCAAAGCACUCCUCCAAAAAGCACCUUCCCCAAGCACCAUGCCAAUGCCAAUUCUGGCCAAGACCCAACAGCAGGGACGACGACAGCGGUGAUGAUGCUGGUGGAAAAACCGUUACCCAAAAAUGGCUCCGUCAUGAGUCACGCCAGCAAUGUGACCUCCUCCACGGGCACCACUUCGAGCAGUGGGAGCAGUUCCGGCCACCAUCCGGUGGGGUCCUCGUCCGGCGGAAGCAACCACUGGUCGCUGGGAGGUGGAGGAGGUGGUGGUGGAAGCAGCAGCGGAACCGGAACCACAAUCAGUACCGGAAGUAGUGGGAGUGGGGGAGGUUCGGCGACGAUAAGCAGCACAAACAGCAGUUCAACGGGCGGAACGUCCGCCGGUCGGCACAGCUGGGACCCGGGCAGGAUCGGCGUCGAGCAUCUGGCCGGAGCGCUCAGCCCGCUGUGCAUCACCGACGCCAGCCACGAGAUUGUGCGGCCCAAACCGCGACGACCUUCCGGCGCAAACGGGCACGUCAACUCGCCGUCCAACGGUGGCACCACCACCACCAGCUCCGGUGUCAACAGCUCCAGCGGCAACCUCCAAAAUGGUGGCUCCAACGGACUCUCCCCGGGCAAUCACUACAUUGCCUCCUCGAACCCGGUCUCGUCCGGUCCCCGCAUUCAAAGUCCCGCCGUGGCAACGCCAGCGCCGCGAAUUUCCAAGGAGGUCGCCGUUCGGCCAGGAAUCAACAGCGGUGGACAACAGCAAGAUCCGCGCAACUACAGUCUGUCGCCGGUGCAGAGUCUGCAGCAGAGCGGGGACACGACCGUGUCCAGUACGACAAGCACCAACCACCACCAGCAGUUGUCGUACAACACGUCGGCGAUGAUCCCCGAGCGGGACGUGGGACCGAACAAGUUUGCCAACGGUAACUUGAAGCAGCUGCAGCAUUCCGCUAACCAACACGGACCUCAGCAUCAAUCGGGUGGACCUCAACCAGGGCACCCACAAGGUCCCCAUCGGGCCGUGUCCGGAGUAGCGAAACAAACCGUGCAGAGCUCACCGGUCAAGUCGCAACCGGCCAUGAUCAGCUCUGGGCUGGACAAAACCAACCUCAACAACAGUGCCAACGCGAACAACGCCAAGCAGCGGCUCAACGCUGCCAACGGUGUACUGAACUCGUCGACAUCGUCCACCGAACCGCUGAACAGUAGCAGCAACAGUUCGAGCAACGCCAGCAGCGUUAGCCAUCUGAAGCAACACUUUACCCAAAAUCAUCAUGCCAUGCAGUCAUACCACCACCAGCAGUCCACCCAGCAAAACUCGCUAGGCGGUCCUCCCCAAAAGGGUCUAGGUAUUACGCGAACCCAUCACCACACGGGAACGCACGACUUCCGGGGGCUUCAGCGGGUCAACGAGUGUCACAGCUCGUCCGACGAGAACCGAUCAUCGGGUCACGCUUCCAUGUCCGACACGGGUCACGGCAGUAGCUCCCCCGGUGGUAAUCGAGCGAAUGGACCGCUAGGUCCACUACCGGAAGAUCGUCUGGCGGCCGGAGUGACCAACCGAAGUGCCCGUUCACGGGCCAGCACGAACCACUCCCGGUCUCGUCAUCGGGCAACACCGGCGAAGAUUCCGUGGGGCGGGGGAGGGCUUGAAGACAUCAAGCUAGCUAUUCAGCAGCUGACGAUGCGGUCGCACACCAGUACCUCAACGUACAGCAGUUUAAGUGCCGGGUCGGAGAGUUCCGAACCGGAGCGUCGCUUGGGACGGUACAGUUCGCUGGAAACGGUCAACACUAACGUCACCAGCGCCGAUGAGUUUGUUUGGGUGGACUCGCAUAACCGGCUGGUGGAGUUACAGCAUCCACCGUGGAGUCAGCAUUGCGUUUUGAGAGUUCUACGAUCAGGUCGAUGCCGGGAACACUCGGAGAGGGUUUCGGUGGAAGCCGUUCCCAGGCUGGGUUACCUUCUGCAGCGAGCGUUAGUACGCGUUGCACGGGAAGUUCAACGGCUGUCGGGUAGCAUAGGGUUGUGUUCAAAGCACGAGGUUUCCGGGGCGUUCAAGGUCGUUCUAUCACCAGCUUUGGCGGAUUCCUGCAUCAAAGCAUGUCUUCGAGCGGCCGCCAUGUUUGCGGUUCCUGGUGAUAGCGCACUGAAGCAAAGUAAGUCGGCGAGAGCUGGACUGCAGUUACCCGUGGGAAGAUUCCAUCGUUGGAUGGCUGACGCAAGGUUGGGUAGAUUCGUCCAUGAGUACGCCGCGGUUUAUUUGUGUGCAGGGUUGGAAAAUCUGCUGGAGGAAAUUUUCCUACAGUGUUUACCAACGGAUCCUACGGCUACGCUGACGUCCAGCGGCUUGGAACAUGCAAUCGCUGGAUCGGGUGAUCUGUGGGGACUGUUGCAACCAUACGCACACCUGAAUGCAGGUCGUGUCGCGUCCGGAGCACUCACCAUGCCACGUUGGGCUAGUCAAUCGUCGAUAAACUCAAACUCCCAAAGUCCUGCCCUGGAGCCGUGUCUGCUGACAACCUGUGUGGGAAGCCUGCACGAGCUGAAAGACCUCGUUAGUCGCGCCCAGCAGCGAAGUGGGCACAUUACAAUGUCCCAAGCGGCCCUCCGGGUGUUGUUCUACUUUAUGCGCUGCUCACAGCUGGAGCACAACGACAUCGGAGUCGCUACCAACGGUGGCGGUACCAACAUCCAGGAGCUGUGUUACGAACGGGCUUACGUUGUGCUACCUCCACUGAUUGAGUGGCUGCGGGUUUCGUCGGCUCAUGCCGAGUAUCGGCACGCCCUGCUGAUCGACAAAGACGACAUUAUGCAGGCAGCCCGUCUGCUGCUACCCGGCGUUGACUGUCCUCCGCGGAUGAUCAUGUCCGAAGAAGAGUUACCCUCGAAGAGACUUACCCUGUCCAGCCAAAGCAUAGCUUCGUCGAACCACUCCGGUCAGACACAACCGCUGCACGGUUCACUGUCAUCUAACUCGUCCACGUCAACCACCACCAGCAGUAUUGAGGACUCCAGCGAGUGCGGACGACGAGCGACGUACGCGCUAGCGUUCCGUUUGAUGCUUACAGGUCGUGCCGAACUCCUGAUCCAGGCCCUGUCCCUGAUCCCACCAACGACGCGCUACGACACCCUGAACCACCAGGGUCUAACGGCACUGAUGAUCGCCUCGGUUCGUAACGAUGAGGCGGCCAUCCAGACGCUGCUGGAUGCCGGCGCCGAUCCAAACAUCGAAGUCCCCUCCGUAACGCAUCCCAACUGUCCGGCGAUUCACCCCGAAACGCAACACUGGACGGCGGUUACGUUCGCGGCCUGCAAGGGCAACUACCAGGCACUGCGGAUAUUGCUGGAACGAGGUGCUCACGUUGAGGGCGGCGCCCGGUUGAGCGAGGACAAGUGUACGCUAACGCCGCUGCAGGUUGCCAGUGGAGGAGGGGUCGUCGAAGUCGUGUCGCUGCUACUAGCGCACGGAGCCCACGCGUUCCUGUCUACUCAGCUGAAGGAUUCGCUGUGCUUCUCGGGAAGUGCGCAGCGAGGUUGCUACAGUGCAAUCUCCGUGGCAGCCGCCCACGGUCAACGGGUAUCGCUGCGGAAGCUACUGUCCCAUCCACUUGCCCCCGGCAGCCGGGAAGUGCUCUCGCUGGAGGAAAUGCUCGCCGAAGGGGACAGCACCAGCCGCAGCCAGCUGGAACGAAGCCAAUCGGAAGCUCCACCGACGUUGAACAAAACGCAGAUCAAAAGUCUUCAAGAGGCCAUGUACCAUAGCGCAGAGAAUAACCAUCUAGAUAUAACCAUUGAGCUACGCGCGUUGGGAGUUCCGUGGACACUGCACUGUUGGAUGCACGCCCUGGCCGCGGCCCACGAGCUGCGGCUGGACGCCGUCAUCGACCAGCUGCUGCAGGACUUUUUGCAGGUCUGUCCGGACGACUACAGCCAGCAGUUUGUGACCGAGUGUCUGCCGUUGCUGUUUAACAUUUUCCGCUACAGCAAGAAGGAAGGAACCACGCUGUUGCUGGCAGACAUCUUUAGCACGUGCUUCGGCUGGGAACCGAUCAAGCAGAUCAAGGAACCGGUGCUGCAACCGUCCAACGGGUCCCGCAUCGACCCCAAGUUUGUCAACAAUCCCGAGCUGAGCGAUGUGACGUUCAGAGUCGAAAACCGCAUCUUCUACGGGCACAAGAUCGUGCUGGUGACCGCAUCGCCCCGUUUGCAGAGUAUGCUUAGCUCCAAGCUGAACGAGGGCACGGGCACACCAACCGUUCAAAUCAACGACAUCCGCUACCAUAUAUUCGAGUUGGUGAUGCAAUUCUUGUAUAGUGGAGGCUGCAACUCGCUGGACGUGGCCACCGGCGACGUCCUCGAGUUGAUGGCCGCAGCCAGCUUCUUCCAGCUGGAAGGGCUCCUCCGGUACACCGAAGCCCGGUGCGCCGAAAUGAUCGACAUCGACAACGUGGUGGCCAUGUACAUCCACGCUAAGGUCUACAACGCCCAAAAGCUGAUGGAGUACUGCCAGGGUUUCCUGCUGCAGAACAUGGUCGCCCUGCUAACGUACGACGAUUCCGUCAAGCGGCUGCUGUUUGCGAAGAAGAUUCCCAACCACGACGUUCUGAACGGACUGCUUGCGACGCUGCAGGCACGGAUUAAAGCACGGCGAAAUGCAUCCCAGGCCAGCGGCGGAGGCGGCGGGGGCGCCGCCAAUCCUAUGAGACCGGCGUCGAGCAACAAGGCGAAAUGAAACGCAUAGUUGACUAUUUUUUUGUAUUUUAUUUUAAAUUGUAUUUUUAUUAUUUUUAACCUCCGUUUUUAAUCCUGUACCGCUCAAUGAAAUAUCGUUGUACAUGCACGACUUUUAGUUGCUUAGCCAUACAGUAGUACGCUCUGGUAAAUAUUUAUAUCGCAUAAAUAAAAUUAAAAAAAAACUUAUGUACAUUUUUGUUAUAAAAUAACACCCAUUACUUUUGCUUGUAAAUGAUUGAAGCGGGAGGCAUACAAAGGCGAGCCAACAACGAACGUUGCUGUAUUAAGAAGGCUUAGUUUAAGAAUAUUUUACAAACUACGGAACAGUUUUAUCUUUGGAAUCUAUCGUAACACCCUAAAAUAUACGCUAUUAUUCACACAGUUUUGUUCUGAACGCGAGUUUUAUUAGCACCAAUAGGAGGAAAGAAAAUUGCCAAAUAAUU
Messenger RNA from Culex quinquefasciatus (southern house mosquito), 6991 nucleotides. Its product is annotated as ankyrin repeat and BTB/POZ domain-containing protein 2. NCBI's taxonomy places the organism in Eukaryota, Metazoa, Arthropoda, Insecta, Diptera, Culicidae. The transcript is spliced from 12 exons. Gene Ontology annotation, cellular component: nucleosome. The record is from RefSeq and is a predicted model, not a curated record. Bases 1915 to 6546 code for a protein of 1543 amino acids. Gene Ontology annotation, molecular function: structural constituent of chromatin; DNA binding; protein heterodimerization activity.